Paramisgurnus dabryanus is the source of this 2980-nucleotide messenger RNA. Its product is annotated as interferon-induced protein with tetratricopeptide repeats 5-like. NCBI's taxonomy places the organism in Eukaryota, Metazoa, Chordata, Actinopteri, Cypriniformes, Cobitidae. Gene Ontology annotation, biological process: defense response to virus. The record is from RefSeq and is a predicted model, not a curated record. Gene Ontology annotation, cellular component: cytosol. Gene Ontology annotation, molecular function: protein binding.
UGCCGUAGCUGUAUCCUUCUAGCCACAACCCAUUGGAUCCUCCUUCACCUGCAAAUAUAGCGAAGUAAGCUGCUACCUCGUUAUCUUUUUGGUUUUGAUUUAGCUUUGUAAGAUAAACCGAUGCUAGUUAAAUUGCCUAAAAACCAUUGGAAUGUUUCGUCACGUAAAAACAAGUUGUACAGAGGAUAAGCUUUUGACUACAGAACUAACCAAACAGGAAUGUCACUUCACAUGGAAUAUGAAUAAGAAAGACACAAACAUCACUGAUCAUUUAAUUAAACUAGAGGACAAUCUUGACUUAGGUCUGGGUGAUAAGGCAGGAACCGCACGCACACACAACUCUGUGGCAUACGUUAAGUAUUUGUUGGGUUCUUAUAAAGAAGCUCUAACAAACUUGAAGAAAUCUGUGGAGCUCACUAAAGAUUUUUAUGGGGACAACUGCGAUGAGAAGCUCAUUGUCACUUAUGGAAAUUUUGCCUGGUUACACUUUCACAUGACACAGUAUGCUGAAUGCAAAAGUUACCUGGAAAAACUUAAGGAUAUCAAAGAAAAAAACUCAGCCGUCUCCCCUUCUGCUCUUCAUACUCAAGUUCUUGGUGAGAAGGCCUGGGCCUUGUUUAAAUUUUCACGCAAAUACUACAGCAGAGCACGGGAGUGUUUUAAAAAGGCAUUGGAGUUGGAGCCAGAAGAUGGUGAGUGGAAUGCUGGUUAUGCCAUUGUCCUAUACAGGACAGAAACUAAAUGUGCGAGUCUGGAGGAUUCAUCUGCCUUAAAACAACUUAGACGGGCGAUGGAAACAAACCCUGAUAAUGAUGAACUGAAGCUUCUUUUAGCUCUGAAACUCGCUGAAUUUAAGCUGUUUCAUGAGGCUGAGGAUCUGGUGGAAAGGGCUCUUGAGAUGUCUCCAGAUAGUCCACGUGUGAUUCGAUAUGUGGGGAAAUACCUUAGAAACUAUGGGUCUGUAGACCGGUCUAUUAGCCUUUUAAAAAGAGCAUUGGAUGUUUCUCCAAAUUCAGCAUUCAUACACCAUCAGUUGGCUCUUUGCUAUAAACAGAAAAAAGAAAAAUUCAGGAAGCAGCCUGAGAGUCAGACAUUUUGUCAUUUAAGCAUCUCACAUUUUGAAAAGGCAAUCACUCUAAAGAGUGGGUUUAUCAUUGCAAUGACACAACUCGCAAUUCUCUACGGUGAGGACGGACAAAUCGAUCAGGCUGAUGAAGUUUUUCAAACAGCCUUGUUCACAGCUAAGGAGAAAAUGGAGGGAGUUCAAGCACUUAACUUGUAUUAUGGGGAGUUCCUGCAGUACAGAAAAAGAGAUAAACAUCAGGCCAUCAAAUACUAUAAAGAUUGCUUGAAAAUGAAUCCAGGUACUCUAGAUGGGAAGAAAAGUGCUAAGAAUCUGAGGAAGAUUGCUAACAAGCGUUUAUCUUAUAACAUAAAUGACACAAUGGCUUUCGAGAUACUUGAAUUUAUCAAGCAGGUAACAGGUAAGAAACAAUUCACUGCAGAUGGCUGUGAGCAUCUUCUGGAAUCUACAAGCAGUUAAACAUACCUGUAGUACAAAAACAGAUUUAAAAGGUUUAAGAUGUGUAUUAUUGGACACAUACUGUAGGGGCCUAUAUAUGAGCUGCUAUGGGCUUGUUUAGUCUGACGUCAUGCACCGCUUCUGGGUACAACUGAUCUCAAAUGCCAUAGGGAAAUUACAAAAAAUCACGCUAAUAUUCACUUGUAUCAUAAUGCAAAACUACCAAAAGCACACAAUCCUUUUUAUAUUUCCAAAACAAAAUCCAAGAUAACCAGACAUAGUGAUUCCGUGAGGUUAUAGACUAUUGUGUACACUGCGAGUUUAUAAAAGUUCAGCUUAAAUGUGUGAUAUGAAUAAAUAGUGCUCAUUAAUUGCUGUUAAAAUAAGGCUUGGAGCCAGAAACAGUAUUUCCUACAGGAUGACCAAACAAGCCCAUUGUAUUUGAGUUUCCAAGUGCAGUUGUAGACUGAAGACAAGUGAAGCUCAUACUGUAUAUAAUCAUAUAUAACAUAAUCACAUGUCAGCUUUCUCUCUAAAUCACCUACUAAAACAGCUUUACAGGAAACCAUGCCUUAAUGGAAUAUCUUGAUUGCUUAUAACAUUUUAUGACAUGUCUUAACAUCUUUACCUUCAUCAUAAACUAUGAAUUCAGAUCUAGCUAUUUUUUUUGUUUACUUUACUAAAAUAUCACAAGAUGACAGAAAAACAACUGGCCAAUUUCAUGCAAAUGUCAUCAUUAUUAUGAAAGAUAAAGUCUUUACCCAACGUUUUUAACCACACUGAUAAUGUCAAUAUUUGAUGGUUUAAUGUAUUUUGUUUUAUUAUUUUCCAUAGUUAAGUAAGUGUACAUUUCAGAAUUUACACAUCCAUAACAUUGUUUCUUCAUCAUAAUUGCACAUACAAACAUUUAAAUAAAAAGAUUAAAUAUUCUUUGAAGAGCCUUCUCUUCUUCAUUUGUUGGGUAUUGUGGCACCUGGUUUGUGCCUUUAAAAUCACAUAAUUCCUACAAAAUAUUUUGUCUCCCAAAAACGUGUCACUUGUUUGUCACAUCAAUGCAUGCAUGUUUCCCUCAUCUUAAAUAAACUCGUUUAUAGACUGGUAUUUUUCUCUUAUUAUCUAGGGGCAGCUUCUCGGACAGGGAUUAUCUUAAGACAGGACAAGGCCUUAGUUUAAUUAACAUAACUAGUUUUAAAAAACAUGCUUUAAUAAACUUAGUUGCAUUUUGAGGCAAAACAAAGGGCUAUGAUGUAUUUUAAGAUAUGUCAGUACAAGUUGUUUUCAGUUUGGACGGCUCUUACAUUUAGUUUAGUCAAGGACUAGUCUAAUCCCUGUCUGGGAAAUUACUCCCUAGGGUUUAGGAAAAUAUAAACUGAUACAAACCGUAUUUAAAGACUGCAAAUGUUACAUCCAUAACACUGGAAUUGCUUAACUGAGCGUAGUAUGGACUAGUGUACUGCU